Messenger RNA from Neomonachus schauinslandi (Hawaiian monk seal), 294 nucleotides. Its product is annotated as non-histone chromosomal protein HMG-14-like. Gene Ontology annotation, molecular function: nucleosomal DNA binding. Lineage: Eukaryota; Metazoa; Chordata; Mammalia; Carnivora; Phocidae. The record is from RefSeq and is a predicted model, not a curated record. Bases 1 to 294 code for a protein of 97 amino acids. Gene Ontology annotation, cellular component: nucleus; chromatin. The transcript is spliced from 2 exons.
AUGUUAAACUAUGGGGAAGCCCAAAGGAAGAAGGUCAGCUACUCUGAAGGGGUGGAGUCAGGGGAGCCCAGGAGAUCCAGGAGGUUGUCAGCUAAACCUGCAGUGGAAAUGAAGCCAGAAGGGCAGGAAACCAUAAAUGUUCAGACGAAAAAAGUGCACCAAGGGGAAAGGGGAGCAAAGGGAGUAGUUCACCAGGAAACUAAAGACGGUUUUCCCGUAGAAAACAGAGAAACUAAGAAUGAAGAGAGUCCAGCCUCUGAAGAAGCAGGAGAGAAAGAGGCUAAGUUUGAUUAA